GCCAGAGGCAGACGUUAUCUCUCAGUCCCAUCUGACAAUCCACAUCAGCUCUCUGAUUUACCACUGACCGAGAAGGAUGGCAAAGCUGGCUGUGUGCGUCUCUGCUGUGCUGCUGCUGCUGGUAGCGCUCAGUGAAACCGUCUACCAAGGACCUUGCUGCACAAAGAAUUAUGACAAACCAAUUGCAUUACAAAAACUGAAGAGUUUCACAGUUCAAAACGACACAGAGAUCUGCAACAUCAAGUCAAUAAUUUUCUUCACUGUGAAAGACAAGCUUGUCUGUACCAAUCCUGAGAUGCCUUGGGUCAUCAGGGCCAUGAAGCAUCUGAAAAAGAAACAACAAACAGGAUCGCAGAGGGUCGGAGAAGAUCAGCUUAAAGCUUAAAGAUGUCAAUCUUAUUAAUCAGAGUAUUUUUAAUUUGAAUUACAUUCAUAUAAUUAUAUAUUUGUUUUCUUUACUUUUGUACUCAUUUAUAUUCA
Molecule: messenger RNA, 480 nt
Organism: Xiphophorus maculatus (southern platyfish)
Lineage: Eukaryota; Metazoa; Chordata; Actinopteri; Cyprinodontiformes; Poeciliidae
Gene: ccl20a.4
Product: C-C motif chemokine 13-like
Exons: 4
Coding region: 77-385 (102 amino acids)
Biological process (GO): positive regulation of ERK1 and ERK2 cascade; inflammatory response; monocyte chemotaxis
Cellular component (GO): extracellular region
Molecular function (GO): chemokine activity; CCR chemokine receptor binding
Source: RefSeq, a predicted model, not a curated record